Molecule: messenger RNA, 981 nt
Organism: Salvia hispanica
Lineage: Eukaryota; Viridiplantae; Streptophyta; Magnoliopsida; Lamiales; Lamiaceae
Source: RefSeq, a predicted model, not a curated record
UUGCAACACUUGCUAUAGUACUGUUGAUCAUGCCAUCCGAUGCACAACUAUCUUCGACGUUCUACGACGAUACAUGCCCCUAUGCACUGAGUACAAUCGGUGCCUCCAUCAUGGGUGCCGUGCUCAUCGACCCCAGGAUGGCCGCCUCCCUUAUCCGCCUCCACUUCCACGAUUGUUUCGUUCAGGGGUGUGAUGCAUCAAUCCUAUUGGAAGAUGAGAGCGGAGAAAGAACUGCAGAGCAGAAUGCCAACUCUGUUAGAGGAUUCGCGGUGGUGGAAGCCGCGAAGCAGGCAGUGGAGGCGAUAUGCCCCGGUGUGGUGUCGUGCGCGGACGUGCUGGCUGUGGCGGCGCGCGAUGCAACGGUGGCAGCUGGAGGACCGACGUGGACUGUGAAGCUAGGGAGGAGGGAUUCCCCCGCCGCCGCCACCAGAGAGCUUGCUGAAAAUGACCUUCCUAGGGACAGCGAUCCUCUCCCAACCCUCAUUUCCAAAUUUGCGAAAAAAAACUUAAACGAAAGGGAAAUGGUUGCUUUGUCAGGCGCUCGCACGAUUGGGCAAGCGCGAUGCGUGAUGUUCCGGGACCGGAUCUACAACAGCCAGAACAUCGACCCGAACUUUGCGACGAUGCGGCGGAGCAACUGCCCCCAAACCGGUGGCGACGACAAUCUGGCGCCGUUGGAUGAGGUGACACCGACCGUCUUCGACAACAAUUACUUUAGGAAUCUGCAGAAUGGGAGAGGUCUGCUGGAAUCGGAUAGUGUUCUACUCAGCGAAGGAUCGACCGACAGGAUUACGGUGGAAUACCUCAACCAUCCUGACACAUUCAAUUCGGAUUUCGCCUCCGCUAUGAUCGAAAAAAAUGGGAGAUAUCGGACCUUUAACUGGUGGAGUUGGGUUAGUUAGAACGACGUGUGCUUCCAAUAAUUGACACAUUUCAAAAUUCAAUGCUUCUUCCAAUAAUUGAAAAAGGGAUUACAAAAUA